AUGAAGGCAGCGAUUACUCUACGAAUGCUCAUAGGGGCGGUUGUAACAACUGUCGCGACUGCCCAGGUGGCGCCGCAGCCAGAUGGAUGGCCAGUGUUCACGUACCAGGGAGUGGUGACUGACAAGAGCAAGCUUCAGUACAACCCGACCAACGAAUAUAUUUUCCCCUCGGUACUUCAUGCUAGCAUUUACCUGAAAAACCCCCUUGGAGCGUGGUAUUUGUACUACGCCCCUCAUGACGAUCCCGGCGGUAUCUCGCUCAUGUAUGCCAACAGCCCCGACGGGCCAUGGACUGAGUACGCCAACAAUCCAGUCAUUAAGAACGUAUGGUCGGGGCACUACUCGGUGCCCCAUGUCUCCAGUCCAGAUGCAAAGUGGAACAAGGAGGCCAGCCGUUUGUUCGUGUACUUUCACGGGAGCAACGCCCAGACUCGCUGGGCAGAAACCGACGACGGGGUCAACUUUGAUUACGGAGGCGUUGCCGUGAACAACAGUAUGGGAGGGCCGAACGUGACAGAGACGAGUUAUGCGCGUGUCUUUACGCACCGCAAUCCGGCCUCCGGAUACGCUUACGGUAUGUUCUAUAUGGGCAACGAGCGUGAUAACGUGCGCCGCAUUCGCUUGGCCGAAUCUAAGGACGGGCGCACUUGGACCGUGGACCCCAACUACAUUGUUGAGCCUGGUCCCGAAGAGGGUACCAACGUCUCAGGAGGAAGCCUCUGGCAGUGGAAAGGGCAGCUUUAUGUCAUAUACCACGCCUCCAGCGGUAAUUCGUACGCUCGGACUAUUGACAAGACGCUUCGCAAGGUUGGCUCCGAGCCAAUCUUGCUGCAUAAAUCGAGCGGUAAUGGUGAAGACGUCGGGCGUGUAGCGUCUCCUGAAAUCGUCACCUUUGGUGACAAGACGUACCUGUUCUAUGAAUCUGGCGACAGGCUUGGAGCUACCAUUGCGUGGGCGAAGAGAGUUUAG
Molecule: messenger RNA, 969 nt
Organism: Clonostachys rhizophaga
Lineage: Eukaryota; Fungi; Ascomycota; Sordariomycetes; Hypocreales; Bionectriaceae
Source: the annotation of a GenBank genome assembly